CGGCCCUUCCUGGAUCUGCAUUCUGCAUUGCGCAUGUCUACUUUCGUGCUUGCUUCAGGCUCAAUACGACGCCGUCGCUGCUGGAAUUCCCUUUCUUUCUUUUGAAACAUUAACCGUUGACAUUUUGCUAUGCUAGCUUCCUCCGCUCAUCAAAUCCUCAAGUGGCAUCUUGGUAAUUUCCAAUGCUUAUAAACCCUGUCCUUUUUUAACCAGGACCGGCAAACUGGCAAACGGAAGAGGGAAACCAAUUGUGGCUGCGCUGGGGUUCGGCGGCGGCGGAGGCGGCAGCAGCUACGCUAUCGACAAUAUCGACGAGGUUUCGCAAAUGUGGCUGAACCCUCACUCACUACCCUGAAUCCUCCUCCUCCUACUCUUCCAAUUAAAUUAAUAAUACGGUAGUAAUUAUGCUUAUUUCACUCAGAAAUCUAGCCAAAUCCAAGGCCAAUACCAACUGCUCCCUCUGCUGCUCCUCCGCCGCCAUCCUCGAUGCCACUUUUCUCCUCACCACUACCGCCGCCGCUGCUGCCACCAGAACCAGCAGCAUUAGCGGUUGUUGUUCCUUCAGUUUCGGCCCCAACGCUCCCCCUCCCCCCGCUCCUUUUUCAACCUCAGCUCGCUUGACUCCGGCAAGGGACGUGGUCCUCUCUUUCAAAGAAUGGUUCAACACCCGCAACGACGCCUUAUUCGACCGCAUCUUCCUCAUCCUCAAAUCCUCCACCGACGACGACGUCUUGGCCCUCUCCCAUCUCAGCGUCCGCCUCUCGGAGUCCUUCGUCCUCGAGGUCCUACGCUACGGCAGCAACGACCAUGACGUCCUCUCCUGCCUCAAGUUCUUCGACUGGGCCGGCCGCCAGCCCGGCUUCCACCACACCCGCGCCACCUUCAACGCCAUCUUCAAGAUCCUUUCCAAGGCCAAGCUCAUGUCCCUUAUGCUCGACGUCCUCUCCACCUACAGCAAGCAGAGGUACGCCCACACUGUCCGAUUUCACGACACGCUGGUCAUGGGCUACGCUGUCGCCGGCAAGCCCGACAUUGCUCUCCAACUGUUUGGUAAAAUGCGCUUCCAUGGUCUGGACCUCGAUUCCUUUGCCUACCAUGUCCUUUUGAAUGCUUUGGUGGAGGAGAGUUGCUUUGAUGCCGUUCAGGUCAUUGCCAAGCAGAUUUCUUUGAGGCGUUUUGAGAACGAAAUCACCCAUUCCAUUAUGCUCAAGUGGUUGUGUAAGCAGAAGUUGCUCGAUCAAGCUGAAGCCUAUUUGCGCCAAUUGGUGUCUGACGGCAAGCCCGUCACCGGGCAUGCAGUCAGUGUCCUUGUGGACGCCCUUUGUAAGCAUAAGAAGUUCCAGCAGGCUGGUGAAUUAGUCGAGGAGUUUCGGGACUUGGGGGUGGCUCUCAUGGAGAGUGCUUAUGGUGUGUGGAUACGCGAUCUUGUUCAGGCUGGGAGGUUGGAUGGAGCAUUGGAGUUUUUUCAGAAAAAGAAGUCUUUGGAAGGAUAUAUGCCCGAUGCUUUUAGGUACAAUACUUUGAUAUGUAGCCUUCUGAAAGAGGAUCGCCUCGAGGAGGUUUGUGAUUUGCUGAUGGAGAUGAAGGAGAAUAAGAUAUCCCCUGAUAAGGUCACCAUGAAUGCUGCCUUGUGCUUCUUUUGCAAAGCGGGGAUGGUGGAUGUCGCACUUGAGUUAUAUAAUUUGAGAUCCGAGUUUCAGCUCACGCCUAAUAGUAUGGUUUACAACUGUUUGAUCAAUGUUUUCUGUGGGGAAGGUAGCAUUGACGAAGCGUAUCGAGUUAUGAAGCAUUCUGUGGAACAAGGUUAUUUUACAGGAAGGAAAACGUUUUCUAUUCUGGCAGACUCAUUGUGCCGAGAGGGAAAGAUCGAGAAGAUGAAAGAGUUGGUUACUUUCGCCCUAGAGCGGAACUUUAUGCCAAGUAACUCCACAUAUGAUAAGUUCAUUACAACUCUUUGCAGAACUAAGAGGGUAGAAGACGCGUAUUUGAUACAUGGGGAACUCAAUAGAAUUAACAAGGGUUCUACAAAGAGUAGAUACUUUAGCUUGAUAAAUGGUUUUAACGGGUUGAGCAAGGGGGAUAUUGCUGCCAGACUUCUGAUUGAAAUGCAAGAAAAGGGUCACUUACCGACUCGCAAGCUGUACAAAGAUGUAAUUUGUUGUCUAUGUGAUAUGGAAAAUCCAGAUGAGCAAUUUUUUAAUUUGUUGGAGAUGCAGUUGUCUUGUAGGGAACCCAGCUGUGAUGUAUACAACUUUUUCAUCUACGGAGCUGGGUAUGCCAAAAGGCCCGAUCUGGCUAGACAAGUAUAUGAGAUGAUGCAGCGGAGUGGAAUUCAGCCCAAUUUGAGAUCUGAUGUUAUUAUGUUGCAGAGUUAUUUGAAGGGUGAACGGAUUUCGGAUGCUUUGAACUUCUUCAAUGAUCUGCACGAGAGAAGAAAGGUGUUGGGGAGAAGGCUAUACAGCGCCCUGAUCGUUGGUCUAUGCAAAGCCCAAAAGGCAGAAAUUGCAGUUAACUUCUUGAUGGAAAUGAAAGAGAAGGGAGUGGUUCCAAGCGAUGACUGUUACGAGUUUCUGAUACAGUUGCUCUGCUGGAAUAAAGAAUUUGAUAUGGCAGUAAAUCUCAUAAAUGACUUGGAGAAAGUUGGCCGCCAUAUUACAUCCUUUACUGGUAACAUACUUCUGUUGCAUUCUCUGAAAACUCCAGAGCUCUACAAUUCUUGGGUACGGCUGAGAGAGGAGCAGAAUGAGAUGUCUGGUUGUUCAAUGCUUGGUCUGCUCAUUGGUGCAUUUUCUGGUCGUAUUCAGGUGAGCCAAGAUAUUGGGAAUUUGGAAGAAGUAAUUGAAAAGUGCUUUCCCCUAGAUGUGUUCACACACAAUUUGUUGAUUAGAAGACUAAGCCAGAGCAACAUGGAGCAUGCUUGUGCUUUGUUCGAUAAGAUGUGCCAGAAAGGUUACGAGCCUAAUCGUUGGACUUAUGACGCCAUAGUACAAGGUUUUCUUAAACAUGGGAGGACAUCUGAGGCAAAGAGAUGGGUAGAAGUGAUGUACCGGAAAGGGUUUUAUCCAACAAGGCGCACAAAUCUACUCCUUUAAUUGGAUUUCAUUAAAGUCACUAAUGCUGCAAUGUCUGGCAUCUAAUGGACAUUACACAAGUUUUGCUGCAUGAUAAUAUAUUUCAUACCGUGAAAUUUAAUUUGGUUAAGAAAAGUCGUGAUUCCAAGCAUGCAAGAUUUUAAUUUCUUGCUUUGUAUCAACAAGGAAAUUCGAAAGUUAUGGGUGGAAAGAAUGUGGUAUAUAUUGAUAUAAAUAACUAGAGAGCAAGAAAAAGAAGGAAAAUGAAGACGUCGACAUUGGUGCUUUUCUGAUGAUUGCCGGCUUCGUCCCAAGUGUCUGAUACUGCCAAAGUUCGCAGUUUAUGGACAUCUCGAAGAAUAUCCUCACUCAAUGCACUGAUUGUUGACACGGGUUCAUUCAUUAAUAUAUGCAUUGUGUGGACAAUGAGGCCGUCUUAUGCUUAGAUAGGUGUAAACGUUGAAGUUAGCUGCACAAGCGUUUUCUUGGUCUAGUGAGAUUCUCAUUAAAACUGCUGAUAUGGCAAAAGAAAUGAACAAUUGAGCAAAGCAACGUUACACAUCAAGCUCCCUCAUGUGACGUUUUGCAAGUGCAGCCUCUGCUUCAGUUUCCUCGACAUAUGAUAUGAGAAGAUUCGAUUGGACGAUGAUUUCCAUGCGUCAUCUACAUUUAUUUUAACAAAAGAGGGUGUGGGAGGGGUACAAAUCGCAUUUCUUCUAGUGGCGGCAGGAGCCCUCGUCACUCUGUACCGAUGUUCAAGCAUCUCUGCAAUAGAGAGGGAGAUUCUCCUUAGCUUUGCUAUUGCAUCAGAGUCCUUGAAAAAAGCAUUACACCUUUCCUUCCAUAUCUCCCAACAAAUAACACCCACCAUGAUAGUCGAAUAGCUCUCGCGUCCAUCAGGAGUUGCAGUUGAUCUGAGUGAAGUUUCCAGAAGAAAAAGAAGCAACCUUAUUAACAGAGAGUCUACCAAAUUUUGAGAAGGAAGGCAAAUCCAAAUUUUAGAUUGAAUUGAAACCCUAGCUUAGCAAACUGAA
Pyrus x bretschneideri (Chinese white pear) is the source of this 4105-nucleotide messenger RNA. RefSeq names its product pentatricopeptide repeat-containing protein At1g71210, mitochondrial-like. Gene Ontology annotation, molecular function: protein binding. Lineage: Eukaryota; Viridiplantae; Streptophyta; Magnoliopsida; Rosales; Rosaceae. The coding region runs from base 405 to 3092 and encodes 895 amino acids. The transcript is spliced from 4 exons. The record is from RefSeq and is a predicted model, not a curated record.